GAAAGGUAAAUGUCAAGAGUUAGUUACGUUCCUGGGGCCCCUUCCUGCGACAUGACUUCCCCCAUCAUUUCAAGCGAGACGACGCCCCUUCUUCAGAACGCUCUGGUGUCAGAAGCCGACCGUGACGCCGACGUUUCCUGGUCCUCUCCAACCGACGGUUUGCCGGAAGGAGGAAAUGUGAGCCGGGUGCUUGGUCUAGACCACGUGAAUUUUCACCUAUUUGGGUCGCUCUUCGUCGAUUCGAUUCCUGUUAUUCUAUCCUAUAUACUUCAAAACUCGAUUCAAACUGCUUCAAUUCUCAUUGUGGGUUGGCUUGGCCCUGAAGAGCUGUCGGUUGCCGCAUUUUCACUGAUGUUGGCGUUUGUAACUGGCUAGUAUAUGGUUCCUUUCUCCGUACAAGGAUGAUCCCACUUUAUUAUAUAGGCUGGUGCGUCGCACUGGGCGGUACGACGGCUCUCGAUACUCUGGGGUCUCAGGCCUUUACCGGUGGCAGUCGUCCCACCGACUUGUCCAUCCACUUUCAAAGAUGCAUCGUUUUGUUAUGGAUUCUCGUGAUUCCUGUCUGCGUUCUAUGGGCCUUCAUCAAACCCAUAUUACUGGCGCUUGGUCAGCCUGAAAACCUUAGCAGUGACGUCCAGAGGUUCUUACGUGUGCUUAUUAUCGGUGCACCGGGAUACAUCGGCUUUGAGAGCUUAAAGAAGUAUCUUCAAUGUCAAGGGAUCAUGGGAGCCUCCACCGUUGUCCUCGCAGUCGUCUUCCCCAUCAACAUCGGAUUGAAUGUACUCUUGGUCCAUUUCACAUCUUUUGGCUUGUUGGGUUCUCCCGUUGCCUUAUCUUUGACUUACUGGGUGGCAUUUUUACUUCUUUCUGUCUACACGGCUUGGUCUCCUAUUCAUCGCCAGAAUAGCUGCUGGGGAGGGUUGCAAUUGAGUGCGGUAUUCCAUCCGCACAACUGCUAUCUUUUCCUCAAGUUGGCUAUUCCUGGAAUCCUCAUGGUUGGGACUGAAUGGGCUGCCUUUGAGAUUGUGGCACUGGCUGCAGGUCGUCUGGGCUCGCUUCCUCUUGCUGCACAAUCCGUUAUCAUGACCACGGAUCAAAUUCUUAACACGCUACCUUUUGGUAUCGGAGUUGCGGCGUCCAAUCGUGUGGGCAACCUCAUAGGUGCUCGUUCUGCCGUCGGAGCAAAGAAUGCUGCACACGCCUCUGCUUUACUGAGUGUGAUAGUGGGCCUUCUUGUCAUGAGUGUCAUGAUGGCUACCAAAGACGUAUAUGGUUAUCUAUUCAGUAAUGAUGAGGGUGUUGUUGACCUCGUCAGCAGAGUGAUGCCAUUAGUGGCAUCCUUCCAAGUUGCUGAUGGUCUUGCCGGAUCCUGCGGAGGAGUGUUGCGUGGUCAAGGUCGCCAGCAUCUCGGCGCUUUGUUCAAUCUCAUUGCAUAUUAUGUGCUCGCCUUACCGAUGGGCAUUACUCUUGCUUUCCGCUACGAUCUUGGUCUCCAAGGUCUCUGGAUUGGUCAAGUCGUGGCAUUGUUCACCGUCGGACUGGGUGAAUAUUCUGUGGUUUGGUUUGGAACUGAUUGGGACCUUGAGAUUCAGCGCGGCGUUGACAGAAACCGGGAGGAAGCGAAACGAAGAUCUAUUGGCAGGGCUUCUGGCGAAGAAUGAUCGUGCAACUAUACCAGAAUUAAGGAAUAAAUGCGUAUUGUGCAGUUACAAACUUGCAUGGCAAUAUUAUACGGAAAUUAGUAGCUUCCUUCCUAGUGGUAAAAAAUGCUACUACAUAAGUCAUGUAACGAUUGAAGAGUCGACUAAAAAUCAUGCCAC
Molecule: messenger RNA, 1820 nt
Organism: Guyanagaster necrorhizus
Lineage: Eukaryota; Fungi; Basidiomycota; Agaricomycetes; Agaricales; Physalacriaceae
Product: MOP flippase
Exons: 8
Coding region: 402-1661 (419 amino acids)
Biological process (GO): xenobiotic detoxification by transmembrane export across the plasma membrane
Cellular component (GO): membrane
Molecular function (GO): antiporter activity; xenobiotic transmembrane transporter activity
Source: RefSeq, a predicted model, not a curated record